UAAAGCCAGCGCGCUGCGCUGCGCCCUGCGGCAGCCUCUGCCCGACCUCGCCUCCUCGGUGACGCCUCCAGGCUGGGCAGCAUGUUGCCCCGGAGCCGCCGCCUCCUCCUCCUCCUCCUCCUCCUCCUCCUCCUCCUCGAAUGUGGCAAAGGCCAGACGCCCUGCAGCAGCUUGGGGGGUCUCGCCUGCCCCAAGCCCUACCAGGAUGUCUACACAAAGACCAGAGAUAUCACAGAGAUCCCAAAGUCAGUCGGUGCCAUCAUUACUGAGAUGUUCUUCGUGGAAACCAGCCUUGCUGAAAUCAGAGCAGGAGCCUUUCGAAACAUGCCCAAUCUUGUGAAAAUUGACUUUAUUAGCAAUAAGAUCAGAACAGUUGAGGUGGGAGCAUUUGAUAAUUUAGGGAAACUGGAGGAGCUGGAAAUAUCAAGUGCAGAGUUAGGGAGCCUCCCCGUGGGCACCUUCCGAAGUCUCACUCAUCUGUGGAAACUGAACUUGCGGGAUUCUGGCAUCCAAAACAUCGAGGAAGGACUCUUUGAUGAUCUUGAGAACUUGCAGGAACUUUAUCUGCAUCAGAAUUCAAUCCCGUUUCUUCCUGAUGGUGUUUUCGAUGAGCUGCCCAAACUGACCUUGUUACAUUUGUCUGGAAACAAGAUUUCCAGCAUCUCCAAGGAUGUCUUCAAGCAGCUGCCUCGGCUGAAAAUUCUCCGGCUGCACCAGAACGAGAUCAGCAGCCUUGCGGAGGGGAGUCUAAGCAGCCAGCAAGGCCUGGUGGAACUCAACCUCGGGAAGAACAGAAUCCAAAGUCUGCCGCCCACUCUGCUAAGGAAUUUGGUCAACCUGGAGAAACUUUAUCUGGACAACAACCUCCUCGAGGUUCUCCCAGAUGAGGCAUUCCGUGGACUGAGGAACAUGAGACAGCUGGCGCUGGCUUCCAACCAGCUGCAGGUGGUCCCCGAGCGGCUGUUGACAGAGAUGCCUCGGCUGCAAACACUGGACCUGAGCAAGAACAAGCUCCGUUCCCUGGAGAGCCUGAGGCUGCAUUCUUCUCCAGAACUGACCACUCUCAAUCUUCAGAAAAACCAGCUCGAGACCAUUCCCAGGGGUCUGUUCGACAAUUACGGCAAGCUGACUUUGGUGAGCCUGGGUGAGAAUCCCUGGAGAUGCGACUGCACUCUUCUCUAUCUCUACCAGUGGAUGAAGGCUAACCCUGGGCGAGUGAAGGACGCCGCCAAGGUGAAGUGCACAAGUCCUGAUGACCUGGCUGGGAAAGCCGUGAAGUCACUGACUGAGGACCAGCUGAUCUGCUUAACAACCGCACCCAUUUUGGUCACCUCCGAAAGCAAAUUACUAUCCGUGUCCACUCUUCCACCUGCGGCCACAGGAAAAAUAAGCACAGCGCUUCCCCCAGGCAGUGAAAUGCUCACCGUUGCCGGUGCCGAAAUGUCCACCAUUCAUGAGCCCACAGCCACAACCACCAGCACGGCCAAGAGCACAGAGCCUCCAACUGCAGGCCCCCAAGUCACCAGCAGGGGGAGUCCCACCAGGUCCCUGGAGAGGAGCAGCAGCAGCGGCCAGACACCCCCGGAAGCAAUCAGCACCAGCACCACCACCAGGGCUCCAAAGGCAAGCGCCCAGGUCACCACCAGCGUGGAAAGUCCCACCUCAACCGAGAGAAGUUCUGAGGGUGCCACCACAGUUCCACGCACAGCCUCCACAUCCAUCACAAGCUCAAGAAUGCUUCCUACCGCAGGCAGGAGCUCCACCGGGGCACCACCCACCCCCCUCCAGCUCACACCUUCCACCAGUGAGCAAACAACAGCCUCUGAAUUCACCAGUACCACAACUGCUGCCGCCACCUCUCACACCACCCCCGAGACCCCACCUGCACCCACCUCGGGCGCUACCAGUGCCACCGCGUCCCCUCACAUUUCCCCCACAGCAGCUCCGGACACGCCCCAAAGCCAUGCGGAGACCUCGGCGCCAGCCCCCGUGAUCAGCACCACCGCUGCCAAAACACACACGGCCACGCCAGCACCUGCGCCUGAGAGCCCCCCGGCAGGGCGGCCCUCCUCCCCCGGGGCAUCUCCCACCCCAGCCAGCACGGUGGCGUGCCUCUGCGGUGCCGGCACAGCAGGCGGGUGCGGCUCUUGCUCCUCGACCACGGAACCCACAACCAGGCGAGAUGCAUCGACACCCCCCCGGACGGCCACCCCCUUCGCUUUCACAGUGGCAGAGCCGCGGGGGUCUGUUUCCGGCCCGGCAUCAACACCUCAGGCUGCCACCAGCAGCAGCUUUUGCCCGUCAACCGCCAGUUCAGCAACGACCUCCCCGGGGAGCUCCGGGACCGGCCGCCCCGCGGGCGCCCCCUUCUUCCGAUCCCCGGCCCUGGCCUGGGGCCUCUCGCUGAGCUCCAACUACCAGUACUGCACGCUGUCUCUCGCCAUAUACCUGUCCCUGCUUUGCGUCGAGCUCUGCUGUGCCGCGGCCCUGGCCAGGCUGGUGUACGAGCUGCACAGAGGCGCCCAGCCUCCAGGCAGGCCGCCCGGGCCGGUGAAGCUGCUGCGAGUGAAGCCCAAGGAGUAGAGGUGCCGGCAGUGCCGGCGGCAGGAGAGCCCGUCCUCCCGCCCUCCAGCGGGACCGGCCGGCCUUGGCAGGCACCUGCCGGCCAGCAUCAGGGGGCGCUUUUGCGGCCGCCACUGCCGCCAGCCCCCCUGUGCUGCCCUCUGGCUUCUGAGGCCACGGGCCAGGGCGGACUGAGCGGCAGUCGAGCGCAGCCUGGCCCAGUGGGAACCGGCAGUGGCCUUGGCCCAAGCCUGGGGCCUGGACAGUGGACAGCCUGCCGUCUCGCUCACUCGGCCGAGGCGUCAGAUGACAGGCAUUAUUUCUAGCAAAAGCAUUCUUGCUGAUGUGCUGUGCAUUUUCACUGAGUUUUUCAUGGGCUAGGAGCCUGCGAGUGUUAAAGCAAGGUGGGAAAGCCGAGGCGGAGCUAGCAGGCGGGAAAAGCGGCGUGUGCAUCAGGGAAGCGGGAGCGAGGUGGUGCUGUUGGCACGGAGCAUCGUUUGCACGCUCCGGUUAUGAGGCAAAUGAGUUAAGAUGACAUAAAAGAUUGUGAGAAAUAAAUAGAACCGAAGACACUCACGAUUUAAAAUAGCAAAAUAGUAGCAAGCCGAUGAAAGGAAACAGGCAGGGGCCUACCUGAGAAACUUAAGGAAAUGUGGCUAACAUGGAAGUAAUAUCUUACUCUAACUGGGAACGUUGGAAAAAGUAGUCACUUAUUAUUCUGGGCAGAGUUCUGUAUUUGCUCGCACAUCAUGAGCAGCUCAUAAGAAAUCUCACAAGCGGGAGCGCGCAAGCAGAGAAAGGCGAGGACCGGACACCUGUCCUUGGCUGGGCUUCUCUAAGCGUUUUUGCUCUAGCCAGAAUGUCGUUUGGGUAAGAUACGCCUAAAGAAGUCUGUUCAUAAAGAGAGGGGGUGCGCCUCAGAAGGCUUUGAAAUUUUUCCUUCUAGUAACUUGGCAUUUUCAUGUAAUGUUCAUAUACUCUUGUAUCUUGUAUUGCAAAAAAUGUAAAAACUGCUGAAAAUGUAAACAGAAACUAAAAAGCCAGCUAAGAA
This is a messenger RNA of Varanus komodoensis (Komodo dragon), 3613 nucleotides long. Its product is annotated as platelet glycoprotein Ib alpha chain-like. The record is from RefSeq and is a predicted model, not a curated record. Lineage: Eukaryota; Metazoa; Chordata; Lepidosauria; Squamata; Varanidae. The transcript has 2 exons. Bases 82 to 2583 code for a protein of 833 amino acids. Gene Ontology annotation, molecular function: protein binding.